AUGCUGACAGAUGUUGCGGGCCAUGAAGGUGUGGGAAAGGUGAUCGGAGUUGGUCCGAAUGUGGACGAACAACAGUGGAUAGGCCAGAGAGUAGGUGUCAGAUGGCUUUAUAGCUCUUGCUUGGAAUGCGAAAUCUGUGCAGUCAACCAUACUGCUUGCCCUAAGCAGAAGAACGCAGGUGCGAACGUCCCAGGUACUUUUCAGCAAUACAUUGUCAGUCCGGCGAUUCAUGCCACAAUGAUUCCACAGGGGCUAUCUCCAGAUGUAGCUGCUCCUUUGUUAUGUGCUGGUAUUGCAAUGUACUCGUCAAUCCAGAAAACGAAGACGCGUCCAGGUGAUUGGAUUGCCAUCCUUGGCGCAGGCGGAGGUCUAGGACAUAUGGGCAUACAGAUCGCAGCCAAAAAAGGGAUACGGGUCCUCGCAAUUGACAACGAGAGAUCGUAUGAGCAGAGUAUGCAGAUGCUUCGUCCUCUUGGAACAUUGGUCUGUGUCGGUAUACCAAAUACGCCAUUCAAACUACCGGCUUCACCAUUCGAUAUGAUUGUGAAAGGCCAUACCAUCGUGGGAAACUCAGCGGGUACUGCAAAAGAAAUGGAAGAGCUGAUAGAGAUGGCAGUGGCUGGUGAUGUUGAGGCUCAUGUCCAGGUUUUCGAGUUUGAUGAAAUUGCCCAGGUCCUUCGACGACUCGAACAAGCCAGUAUUGAGGGGAGGGCAGUCCUGCGUAUUCCUGAAUAA
This is a messenger RNA of Penicillium taxi, 735 nucleotides long. RefSeq names its product alcohol dehydrogenase. Gene Ontology annotation, molecular function: oxidoreductase activity; zinc ion binding. The record is from RefSeq and is a predicted model, not a curated record. The transcript has 9 exons. NCBI's taxonomy places the organism in Eukaryota, Fungi, Ascomycota, Eurotiomycetes, Eurotiales, Aspergillaceae. The coding region runs from base 1 to 735 and encodes 244 amino acids.